Aplysia californica (California sea hare) is the source of this 1643-nucleotide messenger RNA. Its product is annotated as sodium- and chloride-dependent glycine transporter 1. Gene Ontology annotation, cellular component: membrane. The record is from RefSeq and is a predicted model, not a curated record. NCBI's taxonomy places the organism in Eukaryota, Metazoa, Mollusca, Gastropoda, Aplysiida, Aplysiidae. Gene Ontology annotation, biological process: sodium ion transmembrane transport.
GAGGAGGAGGAGGAGGAGAGAUUGACUCCACCCCAGAGAGGACUGGGUGGGGGAACCAGCUGGAGUUUUUCUUCUCCUGUGUGGGUUACGCUGUGGGUCUUGGGAAUAUCUGGAGGUUCCCUUACCUCACCUUCCAGUAUGGAGGAGGCCUGGGCAUUGCCAUGGUGAUGAUCUCUGGCAUGGUGUCGCUGUACUACCAAGUGAUCGUCAUGUACGGCAUCUUUUACCUGCUCAACGCUCUCAUCUCCCUUGACGGCGACCUGCCCUGGUCCACCUGCGGGAACUCUUGGAACACGCCCAACUGCAUCACUGGGCGACCUGACUUCGGGAACAUGACGGAGACUGCCGCCAUCAACUACUCCAUGAGCGUUAUGUCCUGCGUCUUCAUGAGGCGGAAGACAUGGGCGAUCUGGGAGGUGUCAGCCUGAAACUUAUUGUUCUUUUAGGCCUGGCUUGGCUCAUUCUUUUCUACAGCUUGAGGAAAGGUGUGGAAACUUCUGGAAAGAUCGUUUACUUCAUGGCUACCUUCCCUUACGUGAUUCUGGUGGCCCUGUUGAUCAGAGGCGUCACCCUGGAGGGCUAUAUGGACGGCAUCAACUUCUACAUUAUUCCAAAGUGGGAGGAGCUAGCUAAUAUCAACGUCUGGCGUGAGGCGGCCACACAGAUCUUUUACUCUCUAGGCCCAGCCUUUGGCACGCUGAUCACAAUGGCAUCCUACAACCCCUUCAAACACAACUGUUACAGGUGAUGCUGAUCUUGUCCGGUGUCCAGUAUGAGCCAGUGGCCUACGAUGACUACGAGUUUGAAGGCUGGGUACAGGGUGCUGGAUUUGGCAUGGUGGCUCUACCUAUCCUGGCUAUAGCGCUGGGUGCUUUGUGGCAGAUUUUCAAAUGUGGCGGUGUCCGGGCAGCGAUGAAGCCACAUCCGGAAUGGGGACCUGGGAAGGCCGAGAACCGAACGGGCCGAUACGCUUUGGACAACCCAGCAUUCGAAGGGGACGAUGAAUUGACCGCAGUUACUUCCUUCAAGGCCGAGGAAAACGGCGUCUCUUCACAAUAUGGCGCUGCAGAUCCAGCGGACCCAGAAAUUAUUAAGUCCCCCCUCUAGCAAGGAACUUUCCCCCCUCUAGCAAGGAACUUAAAAAAAAAGAAAAAAAAGAAUGUCAGCGAUUUCAGAGAAUGUUCUGUGCUUAAUUAAGCUGUAACCAUAAAAUAUACGUUUUUUUUGGUUGCCCGAAAGGCAAAUGACACUACGUUGUAGUAGUUGAAAAGGCCCUAGAUGAAAAAUUCAGUGGCACUGCUCGUUGAACGUUGCAGAACCUUCUAUAGUCUCUAUCUGAACUCUAACUAGAGACAGUAGAAAAAGAAGAAAUAAAUAUUUACAGUAGCCAAUGUUCAGAUAAAAUGGUUACCAAGCGAGACAAACAUCUGCAGACAGAGGUUCUAUAUUCAAACGCUUUCGCUCUGCAAACAGUUAUGAGUUUUGGGGAGGUUUUUUUAAAGCGCUCUGGAACAUCAACUGAUGUGAUUAUCUUACAACGCACAAAAAGUUGUGGAGUUUAAAAAAAUAUUUUAUUCAUUUUAGGAAUACCCAAAGCAGGUCGUGGAAUAGAAUUGGCAGUGGAAUAGAAUUGGCAGUGGAAU